Camellia sinensis is the source of this 1003-nucleotide messenger RNA. The record is from RefSeq and is a predicted model, not a curated record. Lineage: Eukaryota; Viridiplantae; Streptophyta; Magnoliopsida; Ericales; Theaceae.
AAUUGGGAGGAUGUUCCACCAGCCAUUCGAGCCGCUAUUGUGCAGUUCUUGCGGGUAAUUAAUUUUUAUAGUUAAUGUAAGUAGGUUAAUAUAUAUGAUGUCUAUUUACUUGUCUAAUUAUUUAAUUGGGACAAGGUAAGUUUGAGAUUGAAGGAUACGAUGAGAGCCCACUCGCACAAGAAAUUAUUGACACAAAGUCACACAUUUGUUCAAAGGCUGGCGAUAUCAUAUGAAUCAACAUUAUAAAGCAUUGGGGAAAUCAUGAACAGAUCCUUAUAGUAAGCCAUUUGUUGGGGUGACCGAAAAAGAUUGGAGAAAUGGUCAGAAAGAGCCAUAGACAAUAGAAAAAAGUUACCCUAUAAUCACACCAUGGGUUCAAGGUUAUUUUCAGCGGCAAUCUCAAUUGAGGGAAUUCAAAAUGGCAAGGAGCCUCACAUUGUAGAUUUUUACAAGACCUCACAUUGGAGUAAGAAAAAGAAUGAUUGGAUUGAACCAAUUUGUGGGGUGUUAUAUGAGAAGAUGGACCAACUUCAUGAGAAAGUUUCACAGUCUGGAGCAACCCCACUCACACAAGAGCAAAUUUCUAUUCAAGUCCUUGGGAAGAAGUCAGGGUAUUUGAAAGGUUUCGGUGUUAGUCCAAAGCCGUCAGCCACUUUCAAGUCUACAGCUAGGUCACAAGCACAUGAUAAAGAGGUUGAGGGCCUUAAAAAAGAGGUAGCAUCACUAAAAAGGAUAAUUCAAUCAUAUGAAGAAUGCUUUGAGCAGUUCAAACACUUUAUGAGACAAAUGCUAGGCGAUCAUAGUGGAUACGACUCUUUUGAUGAAUAAGUACUUUAAAUUUUAUUACAUAUAUUAGUGCUUUUAAAAUAGCAAUAUUUUAUAAUUAACCAACUUGUCCAUUUUGACUCAGACAUCAUUCUCCACGUAUGUCUGUUUGUAAUUCUUCUUCUUCUUUCCUCUUGAAAAUCUUUUCAACAAAAUAUGACAUAAAACAAAUAUGAAA